Messenger RNA from Myotis myotis, 5928 nucleotides. RefSeq names its product Rho guanine nucleotide exchange factor 10 like (gene ARHGEF10L). Gene Ontology annotation, biological process: actin cytoskeleton organization; positive regulation of stress fiber assembly; SREBP signaling pathway. Bases 574 to 4440 code for a protein of 1288 amino acids. The transcript has 29 exons. Gene Ontology annotation, cellular component: cytosol. Gene Ontology annotation, molecular function: protein binding; guanyl-nucleotide exchange factor activity. The record is from RefSeq and is a predicted model, not a curated record. NCBI's taxonomy places the organism in Eukaryota, Metazoa, Chordata, Mammalia, Chiroptera, Vespertilionidae.
UCCUGAACAGGAGAGUCAGGGCCACGACUAGUGUCUAUCGGGAGGAGCUGGGACUCCAGGCCCUUUUCCCACAGCCUCGUGCACUUCUCACCAGAGCUUGUCAGAUUGGGUCUACUCCAGUGGAACAAGAGGGGAACAGGCUUGGAGAGGCGAGGCCAUGCAGCUGGAAGGGGCAGGGAUUCAAACCCGGAACUUUCCACUGUCAAAGGGUGUGCUUUUCCACCUUCUCCUGGUCCCGGUCCAUGGCUGAACUUCCAACGCUCCCCUGUGCCCAGGCCCGGUGCCCCUUCCUGGGCCAGCGGGCAGCUGUCAGGGCUCAGCCUUUCUGCCUGCACCCCCCUUGCAGGUCCCCAUCUUUAUUCACACUAGCUCAGCUGGUCUAGCAGGUGAGUGACUCACCCACCUGUACACACAGCGCCACAGGGAGAGCUGGUGUGCGUCGCCUUCCUGCCUUGCCAGCUGCUGAGACAGCUGGGACCUUCCCUGCCAGUGGGGACCCCGCGGCUGGAAUCGGACCACACAGAAUCCAGGCGAGCGGCUGGGACGGUGCUGGUCUGAGCUGGACUUUGUCUGAUGGCUUCCUCCAGUCCUCCUCCACAGGCUGCUGCAGGCGAUCAGCUGGUUCCUGGAGGAGGCCUAGGCCCCUCCCCAGAGGCGGAGGACGACCCUGGAGAGCCCUUUGAGUUUGACGACAGUGACGAUGACGAGGACACCAGUGCUGGCCUGGGCGUGCCAGGCGUUGCUCCAGAGGACACAGACGCCCCCCUGAUCCAUUUGGACGCGGCCCCUGUCACGGACGCAGACCCAGACCCAGCGGCCUCCCCGCCCCAGACACAGGUGGCGGCUGUGGUGAGCAAUGGAGAUGCUGUGGACACAGCUUUGUCCGGGGUCCGGCGCUCCAGCUGGAAGCGGAAGAGUUCCCGUCGAAUCGACCGGUUCACUUUCCCCGCCCUGGAUGAAGAUGUGAUUUACGACGACGUCCCGUGUGAGAACCUGGAUGCCCGUCAGCCCGCAGGGGCGGAGAGGAGCCUGCUGUACGAGGAUGUGCGCCAGGACGGGGCGCCCAGGGAGGCCGAGGACCUAGGCUGGAGCUCCAGCGAGUUUGAGAGCUACAGCGAGGACUCCGGGGAGGAGGCCAAGCCGGAGGCAGAGCCCGCCAGGCACCGAGUGUCCUUCCAGCCCAAGCUUUCUCCAGACCUGACUAGGCUAAAGGAGAGAUACGCCAGGACUAAGAGAGACAUCUUGGCUUUAAGAGUUGGGGGGAGAGACAUGCAGGAGCUGAAGCACAAGUACGAUUGUAAGAUGACCCAGUUCAUGAAGGCCGCCAGGAGCGGGACCAAGGACGGGCUGGAGAAGACGAGGAUCGCCGUCCUGCGCAAAGUGUCCUUCCUGCACAGGAAAGACGUCCUCGGUGACUCGGAGGAUGAGGACAUGGGGCUCCUGGAGGUCAGCGUCACGGACAUCAAGCCCCCAGCCCCGGAGCUGGGCCCCAUGCCCGAUGGCCUGAGCCCUCAGCAGGUGGUCCGGAGGCACAUCCUGGGCUCCAUUGUGCAGAGCGAAGGCAGCUACGUGGAGUCUUUGAAACGGGUCCUCCAGGAUUACCGCAACCCGCUGGUGGAGAUGGAGCCCAAGGCGCUGAGCCUCCGCAAGUGCCAGGUGGUGUUCUUCCGCGUGAAGGAGAUCCUGCACUGCCACUCCAUGUUCCAGAUCGCCCUGUCCUCCCGCGUGGCCGAGUGGGACGCCUCCGAGAAGAUCGGGGACCUCUUCGUGGCUUCGUUCUCCAAGUCCAUGGUGCUCGACGUGUACAGCGACUACGUGAACAACUUCACCAACGCCAUGUCCAUCAUCAAGAAGGCCUGUCUCACCAAGCCCGCCUUCCUCGAGUUCCUCAAGCGGCGGCAGGUGUGUAGCCCCGACCGCGUCACGCUCUACGGGCUGAUGGUGAAGCCCAUCCAGAGGUUCCCGCAGUUCAUCCUCCUGCUUCAGGACAUGCUGAAGAACACCCCUAGGGGCCACCCGGACAGGCUCUCGCUGCAGCUGGCCCUCACGGAGCUGGAGACGCUGGCCGAGAAGCUCAACGAGCAGAAGCGGCUCGCUGACCAGGUGGCCGAGAUCCAGCAGCUGACCAAGAGCGUCAGCGACCGCAGCAGCCUCAACAAGCUGUUGACCUCGGGCCAGAGGCAGCUGCUCCUCUGUGAGACGCUGACGGAGACGGUGUACGGUGACCGCGGGCAGCUGAUCAAGUCCAAGGAGCGCAGGGUCUUCCUGCUCAACGACAUGCUGGUCUGCGCCAACAUCAACUUCAAGCCUGCCAACCACAGGGGCCAGCUGGAGAUCAGCAGCCUGGUGCCCCUGGGGCCCAAGUACGUGGUGAAGUGGAACACGGCACUGCCCCAGGUGCAGGUGGUGGAGGUGGGCCAGGAGGGCGGCUCCUACGACAAGGAUAACGUGCUCAUCCAGCACGCCGGCGCCAAGAAGGCCUCUGCCUCGGGCCAGGCUCAGAGUAAGGUGUACUUCGGUCCCCCGCGACUCUUCCAGGAGCUGCAGGACCUGCAGAAGGACCUGGCUGUGGUGGAGCAGAUCACCCUCCUCAUCAGCACGCUGCACGGCACCUACCAGAACCUGAACAUGACUGUGGCUCAAGACUGGUGCCUGGCCCUGCAGAGGCUGAUGCGGGUGAAGGAGGAGGAGAUCCAAUCGGCCAACAAGUGCCGCCUCCGGCUCCUGCUUCCCGGGAAACCCGACAAGUCUGGCCGUCCCAUCAGCUUCAUGGUGGUCUUCAUCACCCCCAACCCCCUGAGCAAGAUCUCCUGGGUCAACAGGUUGCACCUGGCCAAGAUUGGACUCCGAGAGGAGAACCAGCCAGGCUGGCGAUGUCCGGACGAGGACAAGAAGAGCAAAGCCCCGUUCUGGUGCCCAACGCUGGCCUGCUGCAUCCCCGCCUUCUCCUCGCGGGGCCUCAGCCUGCAGCUUGGGGCUCUGGUCCACAGUCCUGUCAGCUCUCCCCUGCUGGGCUUCUCGGCGGUCAGCACUUCCCUUCCACAGGGCUACCUCUGGGUUGGGGGAGGCCAGGAGGGCGCAGGAGGCCAGGUCGAGAUCUUUUCCCUGAACCGGCCCUCACCCCGCACGGUCAAGUCCUUCCCGCUGGCGGCCCCCGUGCUCUGCAUGGAGUACAUUCCUGAGCCGGAGGAGGGGGAGAAUGGAGAUGGAGACAAAGAUGAGGGCCACACGGCUGCUGACCCCUCGGCUGCCGUGCAUCCGACCAUCUGCCUGGGGCUCCAGGAUGGCAGCAUCCUGGUCUACAGCAGCGUGGACACGGGCACCCAGUGCCUGGCGACCUGCAGGAGCCCAGGCCUGCAGCCUGUGCUCUGCCUGCGACACAGCCCCUUCCACCUGUUUGCCGGCCUGCAGGACGGGACCCUCGCCGCCUACCCUCGGACCAGCGGAGAUGUGCCCUGGGACCUGGAGAGCCCUCCCGUGCGCCUGACAGUGGGGCCAGGGCCCAUCCGCACGCUGCUGAGCCUGGAGGACGCCGUGUGGGCCAGCUGUGGGCCUCGGGUCACGGUCCUGGACGCCACCAGCUUGCAGACUCAGCAAAGCUUCGAGGCGCACCAGGAUGAGGCCGUGAGCGUGACGCACAUGGUGAAGGCGGGCAGCGGGGUCUGGAUGGCCUUCUCCUCCGGUUCCUCCAUCCGCCUCUUCCACACGGAGACGCUGGAGCACCUGCAAGAGAUCAACAUCGCCACCAGGACCACCUUCCUCCUGCCAGGCCAGAAGCACGUGUGUGUCACCAGCCUCCUGAUCUGCCAGGGUCUGCUCUGGGUGGGCACCGACCAGGGUGUCAUCGUCCUGCUGCCUGUGCCUCGGCUGGAAGGCAUCCCCAAGAUCACAGGGAAAGGCAUGGUCUCCCUCAACGGUCACUGCGGGCCUGUGACCUUCCUGGCCGUGGCCACCAGCAUCUUGGCCCUGGACAUCCUACGGAGUGACCAGGAGGAGGCCGAGGGCCCCAGGGCCGAGGAGGACAAGCCGGACGGGCAGGCUCCUGAGCCAGCGCCCGCGCCCUCCGGCCACGUGGGCCGGGAGCUGACCCGCAAGAAGGGCAUUCUCCUGCAGUACCGGCUGCGCUCCACGGCCCACCUCCCGGGCCCGCUGCUCUCUGUGCGGGAACCCGCGCCCGCCGAUGGCUCCGCCCUGGAGCACAGCGAGGAGGACGGCUCCAUCUACGAGAUGGCCGACGACCCUGACGUCUGGGUGCGCAGUCGGCCCUGCGCCCGCGAUGCCCACCGCAAGGAGAUCUGCUCCGUGGCCAUCAUCUCCGGCGGGCAGGGCUACCGGAACUUCGGCAGCGCCUCCGCCUCCGGUGUGGGCGGGAGGCCGGCCUCCUGCGGGGAGACGGACAGCACCCUCCUCAUUUGGCAGGUGCCGUUGUUGACGCUAUAGCCCCCACCCAGGGAGCACAGCUGCAGCCGUGCCCGACUCUCGGCCUGCGUGGGAUCUUCAGCCAGCCAGGGCCCCCGGGAAUGUGGGUGGAAUCGCCUUCCAGGGACCUGCCCAGGGCUGUGUGGAGGGGCCUGGGUCUCUAAUAACGACCCAGGUGGAGGGCCCUGGGUCUCUAGUAACUACCCAGACGGAAGGGCCUGGGUCUGUAGUUACUACCCCAGGGGGACGGGCCUGGGUCUCUAGUAAUGACCCAGGUGGACGGGCCUGGGUCUCUAAUAACUACCCAGGUGGACGGGCCUGGGUCUCUAAUAACUACCCAGACGGAAGGGCCUGGGUCUCUAGUAACUACCCUAGGUGGACGGGUCUGGGUCUCUAAUUACUACCCUAGGUGGAGGGGUCUGGGUCUCUAGUUACUACCCCAGGUGGACAGGCCUGGGUCUCUAGUAACUACCCUAGGUGGACGGGCCUGGGUCUCUAGUAACUACCCUAGGUGGAGGGGUCUGGCUCUCUAGUAACUACCCUAGGUGGACAGGCCUGGGUCUCUAGUAACUACCCUAGGUGGAGGGGUCUGGGUCUCUAGUUACUACCCCUGGUGGACAGGCCUGGGUCUCUAGUAACUACCCUAGGUGGAGGGGUCUAGGUCUCUAGUUACUACCCUAGGUGGACAGGCCUGGGUCUCUAGUAACUACCCAGGGAGACAGGCCUGGGUCUCUGGUUACUACCCAUAUGGACAGGUUGGGUCUCUAGGAACCACCCAGGUGGACAGGCUGGGUCUCUAACACCCACCCAUGUGGACAGGCCUGGUCUCUAGUUGCUAUCAGAGGCGGAGGGGCCUGGGUCUCUAGUUGCUAUCCGAGGGGACGGGCUGGGUCUCUAGUUACUACCCAGGUGGACAGGUUGGGUCUCUAGGAACCACCCAUGUGGACAGGCUGGGUCUCUAGGAACCACCCAUGUGGACAGGCUGGGUCUCUAACACCCACCCAUGUGGACAGGCUGGGUCUCUAACACCCACCCAUGUGGACAGGCUGGGUCUCUAACACCCACCCAUGUGGACAGGCUGGGUCUCUAGGAACCACCCAUGUGGACAGGCUGGGUCUCUAGGAACCACCCAGGGGGACGGGCUGGGUCUCUAGUAACUGUCCUGGCUGAGCAGAGGAAAACCUCUUCCUUUUAAAACAAGAUAAAAUUUAGAGUUUGGGGGAGGGGCUUGGGUUUGUGGAGAGGGAAGAAUCCUCUGAGGAAAUGGCCUUUUUUAAAAAACAAAACACAAAACCUCACAACUGCCUGACAAGCCCAGCGCCUCUUGUCCGGAGGCGGCCCGCGCCCCUCCUGGGAGGGCGUGAGCGUGUGCGUGUAUGAGAGCGUGUGGGCUGGUGUGUGAAUAUAUAUAAAUACGUAUAUAUGGUGUAUAUUAUCUGUGUAUAAAUAAAGUCUGUACAUAUUGGCGCUCUGGGAGAUGCUGGAAUAAAAGGCGAGAAUAACACCGGU